Molecule: messenger RNA, 522 nt
Organism: Sporothrix brasiliensis 5110
Lineage: Eukaryota; Fungi; Ascomycota; Sordariomycetes; Ophiostomatales; Ophiostomataceae
Exons: 3
Coding region: 1-522 (173 amino acids)
Biological process (GO): protein phosphorylation
Molecular function (GO): ATP binding; protein kinase activity
Source: RefSeq, a predicted model, not a curated record
AUGUCGACAAUACAACAACUCAAAAACUUCAUCCGCCAUGGCAAGCAAGCCCGCGUUGUGGACGAAACGACGGCGCGUAAGGAGCCCUCGUCGCGGAAUUCACCACCCCAGCAGCUGAGCCCGACCUUGGCCACGACAACCCAGCAACCCACAACCCACCACGCUGUCUCCGACCCAGGUCGUACCACGCGCACCGUCCCCGCCGCCGUGCUCGACGAGGAGCCGGAGAUGGCGCCUAUCACCAAGACCAAGAGCCGGCGCGUUGCUGAUGACGAGAUCGCCAAGCUUGUCGCCGAGGAGCGCGAGGGCCGCAGCAGGUUUCCCCGCUAUCCCGGCCUUGAGCGCUGGGAGCUCAUCGAGAAGAUGGGCGACGGUGCCUUCAGCAACGUCUACCGCGCACGCGACCGCACCGGCGCCUAUCCCGAUGACGUCGCCAUCAAAGUCGUUCGCAAGUACGAGAUGAAUGUCACACAGCAACGAGCCAACGCAAAGGGGGACAAAAAACAGGCAAAAGACAAAUAA